Molecule: messenger RNA, 699 nt
Organism: Hordeum vulgare subsp. vulgare (domesticated barley)
Lineage: Eukaryota; Viridiplantae; Streptophyta; Magnoliopsida; Poales; Poaceae
Exons: 1
Coding region: 1-699 (232 amino acids)
Source: RefSeq, a predicted model, not a curated record
AUGGCGAUCGUGGCUCUCACCGCCAAGAUCGACAACAUCCACCCUGUCGUCCUUGAGCUGCAGGGGUGGCGACCAUCGAUCGAGCAGUCCGUGGAGGAUUUCCGAUCGCAGGUGGGCACCUUGCGGGCGCAGAUCGGCAAGGUUACGGAGACGGCGCCGACGGAUCGAGCCAAGGAGAUGCCGCCGCCCCCGCUCCUGCAUUUGGCUGAUCUGCCUUCACUGCUGCCCCAAGCAGUGGACACGCUCCGCCCUCACGUCAACGAUGCGCCGAACCAGGGUGACUCGAGUCACGGGCCCGCUGGCCACGGCGUUCAUCACGACCCACGGGGGAAAUCGUUUGGGGAGAUCUGCACCCUGCGGUUGCCUCCGGCUCAUGGUACGUCUGAAUUCCCUCACCCCGGCGAGCAGUCUUAUUUUGCGGAUCGUGGGUACCAUCGGCUGCCGCCCCCGCCUCGUUUUGAUUUCCCUCUGUUCGACGGGGCAAACCCUCGUGCUUGGCGGCUCAAAUGCGAGGCGUACAUCCGCGUGUGCACUCUCAGCCCAGAUACCUGGGUUAGUUGUGUUGUUAUGUACUUCACCAACGGUGCACUGUCCUGGUUGCAGUCGUCACAUGCUCACUUGCACUAUCAGAAAUGGGGUGAUUUCGCAACAGCGAUUUUUUCCCAGUUUGGUAGGGAGAAAUUUCAAAAUUUGUUGUGA